Molecule: messenger RNA, 2048 nt
Organism: Carassius gibelio (silver crucian carp)
Lineage: Eukaryota; Metazoa; Chordata; Actinopteri; Cypriniformes; Cyprinidae
Gene: meox2b
Product: mesenchyme homeobox 2b
Exons: 3
Coding region: 311-1180 (289 amino acids)
Biological process (GO): positive regulation of transcription by RNA polymerase II
Cellular component (GO): nucleus
Molecular function (GO): DNA-binding transcription factor activity, RNA polymerase II-specific; RNA polymerase II cis-regulatory region sequence-specific DNA binding
Source: RefSeq, a predicted model, not a curated record
UCCCUCGCUCCAACUCCACUUCUCCAGAAGCACUGCAUCCAGUCGGGCCCAGACGGCUAAGUCUUUCCCUCUCCCUCUCUUUCUCUCUCUCUCUCUCCCGUCUGUCACCCGAGCUUCCUCUUGCAGGCUGUGUGUGUUUACCCUCUUUUUCGGCCUGGCAACGGGGCUGCAUGCUCAGGAUUACCAGAGGCCUUGCCUUUCAUCGCUGUCCGCUCCCUCUUCCUUUCGCCUGGACUACGGUAGCCACGGGUGCGAGACUGUGUGAUUUCCUGCUCACGGAGUUAAGUGGAUUUGUAGAUACUAAAGAGACAUGGAUCACUCUCUGUUCGGAUGCCUUCGGAGCCCGCAUGCCCCGUCCCAAGCCUUGCACCCGGCGUUCACCCAGUCCUCCCUGGCCCUGCACGGCCGCUCCGACCACGUCUCCUACCCCGACCUCCCGGGACCCUCGCCACCCUGCAGCUACGUGGGGGAGGAGAGCGGCUUCGGAGGACCCCAUCACAGAGUUCACCCUGCUCCGCAGCAUCCACACCUCUCGCAGCAUCAGCCUUCCUGGCACGUGCCACAGAUGCCCUCGAUUGACAGCGAGCGCCACGGCCUCUGCCUGCCGCACCCUGACGCCGCGGCUCCAGAACUGUGCGGCUCUCAGGGCCUCUGCGCUGGUAACCCAGCACUCUCUGGAAGUGACCCUGCUAGGGCAUCAUGUGUGACCGGAGAAUACGGGAGACAGACCAUGUCCCCCGUUGAGCCGGAGCGACGGAAUAGCAAAGGGAAGAGUGACAGUUCAGAUUCCCAGGAUGGGAGCUAUAAGUCAGACGUGAGCAGUAAACCUAGGAAGGAGCGCACAGCCUUCACCAAGGAACAGAUUCGAGAACUGGAAUCAGAAUUCGCUCACCACAACUAUCUGACACGGCUCAGACGUUACGAAAUCGCUGUCAACCUUGACCUCACAGAGAGACAAGUCAAGGUGUGGUUCCAGAACAGACGGAUGAAGUGGAAGCGAGUGAAGGGAGGUCAGCAGGGAGCUGCUGCGCGGGAGAAAGAACUGGUGAACGUAAAGAAAGGAACUCUCUUGCCUUCUGAGUUCUCCCCAAUGGUCGGUCUGCACCAUGCCAUGGGUUCGCCCAGCAAUGAGGACGACAGUCACGACAGCGACCAGAGCUCUGAGCACGCGCAUUUAUGAUGCCCGCACUCCAGCCGGUCACAACCUGCCAAUUUCCUCAGGAAUCAAUGUUGGUACUCCGAAGGCUGUUAACAACUAGUACUGGGCCGCGUUGUGUUAUUUCAUUCUGAGUGGUUAGGGUUUGUUUUUGGUCUGUGAAACAGAUGCUCACAGGGUUGCAAACCAGAGCUCAGCCCCCAGUGGCACUGGACUUUGAAGAGUAGUCUAAAUAAUAGUCCAAGGUGGCCACAGUUUUCAAGAGACUAUGUAUUUCAUCCUUUUUUGACAUUGUAAUUAAAUGCAAGCUUGAAUGUUGUAAACAUUCCACACGAGUGCCUUUGAGAGGAUUUUUGCACUGUUUUAAUUUUUGCCCUAACUGUUUGCUACUGUAUUUACAUACAGAUUUUGAUAUAAAGUACCUUUAAUUAAAAACACAUUGAUAUGAUAUGUGACAGCACAGAAUAAGUGUUAUCUCAGUCUGUUUGUAAAGAAACAAAUGAUGCCGGUAAUUGUAGCUUAUUUUUUGAUUAAGUGAUGAAUUAUAAUUAUAAUGAUUUUUCUGUUCAUGAUUUUUAUUUUUUUAUUUUUUACAGUGUGGGUACUUUGGAUUGAAACGGAUUGAAUAUGACAUGGCAUACUGAUAAACAUUUAAUUUCGAAGGAUAAUAGAAUAAAAGUCGAACUAUUAUAAGAAUCUUUUCUUGAGUACUUCAGGACUGCAAAUGAUUUUAAUAAAAUGAGUUAUUAAAAAAAAAAAAAAAACAUUACACUGCACUUCAAAAAAUUGGGUUUGGUAAGAUUGUUGUUGAUGUUUUAAUAGAAGUCUCUUAUGUUCACCAAGUUUGCAUUUAUUUGAUAAAAACAAUUACAAUAAAGACAGUGAUAUUUUG